CCAGGUGCCGGAGGAUUUACCUUUGCAGGUGAUGUUUUUAUACUUUUGAGAGGUAAGUGCGAAGAAAAAUUGUUUAAAACCAUCCUCUGACACCUGUUAUUACGUCACCGAUAACUGUCUUUGCGCGGAGAUGUUGCGUGGAGCAAAAAAACUCCGAUUUCAUUGGAGUGUUUGUGCAAUAUUUAUGCGUGACAAAUUUGCACGCAAGCACCGUUUACUCAGCAAAUUUGUGGUGACAUUAACAUAUCACUUUCCUGUUAUGGGGGUGACGGUUUCCUCUAAGAGGGAAAACAGAAUCCAUAAACAAGUCCCCAAGCCAUCAUUUGCCAGCUUUUCGACAUCUGGUACAUUGACUACUGAUUCAUGCAAUCGCGAAGAUGUCGAAGGUGAGCUUUUUCAGAAGCCUUUUGAGUAAAUACAAGCUAUCAUCAUUUUUUACAGCAUGGCUAACGAAGUAUACGACUUGAUUGGCUCCUUGUACCAGCUGAUACUUUGCCUCACUUUUACAUAUAAAUGAUGAUACCGAUUCGCUGCGUGUUCAGUAAAAAGAUUAAGUUUUAUUUAUUAUUUUGUUUGUUUUGAUGUCUGUCUUCGCUCUCGAACGUCUUCGAGUUCGAAAUCAAAACAAUUAACGGAUACAUUUUAAACCUUUAUAUUGUAAUAAGCUUUAAGUCUUACAUUUUUUAUGACUACUGGUGAUAAUGAAGUUAAUGUAAAUUUACAGGGAAGUUUUUUUAUUCCAUUGGUUUCUCCGGUUUUAUGAAGAAUUUAAAAAAAACUCACGACAAAGAUAUCCCGCAAGUCUGGUAUCGAUCCAAGGGUCUCUUAAGGCCUGUUUCAAACUUCGUGCUACUGCUGUGCUACUGAAGCCGUCUCGACUGUAGCUCGACUGCAGCAUGACACUAGCACGACAUGGUUUCAGACGUUGAAUUUAAUUCAGUCGAAUAGAACGGCUGUGGCCGAAAACAAAACAAAAAAAGACAGAAACCAAGUCAAGCUACUGCUGUGUAGCAUGGCAAGGCUUGCCUUGCUAAAGUCGAAUUUAAUUCAAUCAAUUGAGUUCGGCACGGCAGUAGCAUGACAUUUGAAACAGGCCUAAACCAACAUCAAGUUUUCCCCUGACCUUCUGGUUACUAGUCCAGGUGCCCUACCACUGAGUUAUAAGGGACUCAUUGAUGCUAAGGCCAUUGGUAAAAAGAGAAUUCAGUUCCUAAAUGGAAUUGAAAAACAAACACCUCUGGCAUAGUUGCCCAAAUGUUUCAUGCUACUUGUAGUUUGAUCUGUGCCCCAGGCUAAAAUUUCCCCAAAAUGUAAAUGUUGUUUUCGAUUCCACAGGUCAUCGCAUGGUUUUUUAGCACAUAGAUUUCAGCUUUAAAAACAUUUUUUGAAUCAUUACAGUCAUGAAAGCAACUGUUGAUGUCCAUACUUUAUGUAGGAUGACACAUAAUAUCCUAAUUCUCACCCAAAUUAUGAUUGAAGAACUGAAUCAAUAGACCUUUUUACCGAUGUGGCAGCCAUAUUUAAGGAGUACAGUAUUAUGUGAUGCCCAAGAGGCAUUAACACGAUCCGAUAUACUCGCUCAGUAUUUACACGCGCUUUACGGGCCAAUUUUUCUUUAAGUUUUCCCAGAAAAAGAUAGUAAUGGGAAAAAAAGAUCGUUGUGCCGUGUUGAAUGUAAAUUAUAAUAAUCAUCUUUUUCCAAAGAAAUGUACAGUGAAGUUCUCUUUUUGCCAAAAAGCGCGUGUAAAUACUGAGCGAGUGCCCCUUGGGUAUCCCAUAAUACUUCUUAACUCUAAUAAAUUCAAUAGUUGGCGGCGGUAUUGGUAAAAAGGUGUAUUUGUCUGUAUUGGGGGUGGAAAGGGGGUAAUACUGCAAAAGAGGCAGCCUCUGGAUUUAUGAUCUCCAAAAGUUGGCCUUUCUGCCAUAAUAGUGUCUGUUGCCAUCAUUGUAGCGGAUUACUUACUCAGAGUGGCAUAAGAGUCUUUCAUAAAGGCACUAUUACACUGAUAUAAGCUUUCAUUAUGGGAGGUUUAUGUGGAACGUUGUUUAUAGUAACACCCCUCAAAAGAACAUACAAUAUUACAUUAGUCCAGCAUAUGGGUGUUUGCAAAGAGGACUAACUGAUGAUUCUUUUCAUUAAUUUUUAUUGCUAAGUAGGGGCAACUUCAGAAAACACAAGCAUGAUUGAAGUGACCGUGGGCCAGUAUGAUGACUGCUUGGAAGAUGGAACGUAAGCUGGGCAACUAUUCAUCUUAUUCUAAACUCUGCCACCUGGUUAGCUCAGUUGGGAGAGUGCCAGUCUAAUGAACUGGAGGUCACGGAAUCAAACCCCUGCGGGACCAACAAUCAUGGUCUUAAAUAACUGAGAAGAAAGUGCUGCUUUUGUUAUGACAUAAGGAGAAAAAUUGUAGGUCCUGUCCCACAGCACUUUCACAUGUCUGGUUCUUUUUGGACUCAAAAGAACCCACGCCACUGUUCACAAAGAGUAGGAGACGUAGACCCCCUUGGUGUGGCCAACCUUUCCUGGGCUGGGUGGGUUAUCUGUAAUAAGGAGAGAUCUUAAUAUAAGGACAACCUCAUGAUCUUCCUUCAGGUGUCAUAAUGGCUACCUGUUAACAGUGUAGAUGUAUAACUCUUUUCUUGUUUUAAUUUACAGUGCAGGUGCUUGUGCAACUGAGACUGUUAGGAUUAGGGUUAGGGGUUCGCACAUCUGCAAUUUAAACCCACCAUUCAACUCUCAAAGAAAAAUUGUAGGGUCUGGGUAAAAUACUAAAACACAAGACCAAAUAGUUCCAAUUGAGUCAUUAUGUAAAGCCAUUGAAAUGAUAAAAAAAAUGAUUUAACUGCAUUCAUACAGUGUAAGAACACUGUGUGAUUUAAGUAUGUUACAUUAUAUAGUUGGGUGAUUAUGCUAGCAGUUACCUCAAGUUAUGUCCAAAUAUACACAGUUUUAUGAUGUAGAUAAACAUGUUUUCCCUUACUGUAUCCUUACCUAAAAGAAAGCAUUUCUCUGUCCAACAUAAAAGAAAGAAAAUACAAAAAAUGUAUUAUAUGGCAUACCCAGUUAAGGUUCUAGUUAUGUGCAUUUCUGGACAUAAAUAGUCAUCUUGGCCAAAACAUUUCUUAGUGAUUUAGAGAAACAUAAACAUGUUAAAACUAACAAGAUAAUGUUCUGACAUUUCAAAGACCUUGACUCUUUUUGAAUUUGCAUCUAAGUAUUGCCUGUUCCUUGGUGAUGGCAUCAUAUGUUGUUGCUGAAACAGCGGCACAUUAUCUCAUUAGUUUAUACAUGUUUAUGUUUAAAUAAAUUCAUGGUUUGCUUGUAGGAUGAAGACAAUAGACAUUGGUGAGUCAGGGAAAGCACUACUGGUGCGAGAGAAUGGACAGUACUAUGCAAUUGGUCAUAAGUGCACCCACUAUGGAGCUCCCCUUGCCACUGGACACCUAUGCAAUGGUCGAGUACGCUGCCCUUGGCAUGGAGCUUGCUUUAAUGUCAAGACUGGAGAUAUUGAGGAUUUUCCUGGUUUGGAUAGUGUACCAAAAUUUGAGGUACAGAAGCUAUAAUUUAUUAUAAUAUUGGAGGAGGAAAGCCCUACAUAACUCAGGACUGUCACUAACUGAUUUCAAGUUCAAACAGAACAGAUGGAAAUUGCUGUUGCUCAAAAUAUCUAUAAGUUAGUCCUAUCUGUUCUUCCGUAGGUUGCCUAAACUGUGUGCACUUGCACAAUUAGUUUUGGCUCCAUUAAAGCGUAUACCAUAUUGUAGACAUUUUUGGAGGAUCAGAGCCACCCUCAAUGUGAGCACACUAUUACUGACAAGGCACAUGACAGGAAAAAAUCCCAAAGAAAAUGUAUUGUGUGCUGUUAAAUAACAAACUAAAUGCACCAGUCAGUUAAAUAUUAAGUAAAUAAAAGGGCACACAUAUUAAAAUUGUGUGCACACACACAGUUAACCUACACUAACUAAAUGGAUACUUAAAUGAUUAAAUUAACAAAUGAUAUGGCUGCGGGCUGAUUACUCUAUCAGAUCACCUGAUGUAUUAGAUUCUAACUUAGUGGUCUAACUUAGAAUAAAGAGGAAAAAGGCACUUAUUAGUUACAAUGUUCAAAGUAUUCAAUAAUAAUAAUAAUUAUUAUUAUUAUUGAAUACUUUAAACAUCGUAACUAAUAAGUGCCCUUUUAUUGCCCCACGUACCAUCGGGAGUGGUUUGUGAUUUGUCUUAGUCAUGGAAUUUUUUUUAACCCACUUGUAAAUUGAUGCAUUUGCUUUUAUUCAUUUGCCUACUAUUUUGUUUCCUUUAGGUGGUUAUCAAGAAUGAUAAUGUCAUAGUCAGAGCACAUCUAGAGGUAUCUGAAUAUUUUUAUACAGUAUUACUCCCUGAAUUUUCUUUUUUGGGGGGGGUACUCAACAGAGUCUUUUAUGGGGAGGCUCCACCCUGAGUUCCAAUUCUUACCCUUUUACAUACCAUUUUUGUAAUAACUGCUUGUAACCCCCUCUAACCCCCCUGUAAAUCCGUUGUAUAUAUAUUGUAGAUAAUUAUUUUAAUUUUUAAGCCUAGGUAUCUUAUUGUAAAUAAUUCUUGAAUUCCCCGCACCCAAUUUUAGCCCAUUUAUUGAACUAACCAACUAAUCACAAAACAAAAACAACUGUUUACACUGUUUAGACACCAAAAAAUUAAACAAACUCUAUACGUUCGAUCCGGUCAAGGUAAAUUGAAUAAACAAAACCACUUAUAAUGACUGUCAAUCAUCAGGAAAGCACAACUAAAAUCGUUACGAGGAAAUGGAUUACAGGAUUUCAACCAAAAUAUAAAAAAGAACAAAAUUUAACUGUCCGCUUGUAAAAAUCCACAAUGAAACUUGUUUACUGUUCAGCGAAUAUAUACUUGCUAGUUUACAUAUCACACUUUCUUCCCAUAAUCUCACGCCGGCACUUAAAACACACUGCCGACAAAUGCAUUUUGUGCUUGGGAAUUAAGAAACCAUUAUCUUUUGUUUCAUUACGCUUCGCUACAUUCAGGCAAAGAUAAAUGAACAAUUCUUGAAUUCCCCCGCACCCAAAAAAACUGACAACCAGAAAUGCGGUGCGGGAUAAGCAGACAAUUCACAAUCAGUGGCAAAAGCAUAUAAGGAUACAAUAUAAGGCAAUGUUCAUUAAGCAAACAUAUUUACAGUGUAAUAGAUAGCUAAUCGCUUGGAUACCAUAAGGGUACUGUCCAAAAAUUGUUAAGCAUAUCCACCUGCGGCAAGGAUUCUGUGUCAUCAAGCAACGUUAAGCCAUCAGAAUUAAUUGGGCAAAUGUAAAUCUCUCCAUACUGCAACAAACAACACAACUCUCAAGCAAUGUUUAUCAAGUAAAUCACAUACUGAAAAUUAAAGAGCCAAAUUUCUAGAUACCACAAGGGUAUUUUCCAAAGAUUCAUCGACAUAACCAUCUGCGGCUUGGAUACUGCGCCAACCACCAUGUUCACGCCAUACUCUCCCAGAAACUCCGCUGCGUGCUGCUUGGGAAGCACCACCUGAACGAAGGCUAUGUAAACCAAAAUUGUUCGAGUCUAAACCAAGUUCGAAAUCAUUUGACGAAACUGUUCCCGUGCCGAGAAUAUGACAGAGCAGCUUGUCGCAGCUUGUACCCGGCACCCAAUUUCUGGCAGAGACAAAAUAAUGACUGAGAUGGUUGAUGCUCUCCGCGCUCAAGGAAUAACUCUAACAGUUUCACUGGACAAGAGCUGGAAGGUAAACGAGCAACUUUAACCACAGAUCCCUGACGGAAUUGAUCGUUCUUACGCCUGUCUAGGAAAAUAGACAUGUGGGUGGCGCAAAACCUUAAGUCACAGGUACGUAAGUCAUGCAGCUCUGACCAACGUAGGAAAGCACAAAAACCAAGCGCAACCAGCGACACCAUUUGUAGGUUCGGUAGAGAAGCACGAGGGUGACCAUAGGAACGAAUCAGCGCCCUGACGUGAUGAGAUUCAAUAGGCUGCUUUUUCCUAGAUGGACCAGCCAAGGUCUGAGAAACGAGCGGAUCGUCGACAGGAUUAGGACAUCCAAGUUUCUUAUGUAGCCAUGCAAUGCCAUAAGCUGCUCCAAGGAUUGACGAGCGAGAUAAGCCUCGGUCUGAAAGACUUGUUAAGUAGAGAGCAGCUGCGGUUGGGUUAGACUGUAAAGGAGGAAACGAGUAACACUUGCACCAGUCAAUCCAUCGAUUGGCUGCCCCUGCAUACGAAGACACGGUUGAAGCGGCACAGUCAUUAAGUAUGACAGUCUUUAACAGUUCUACAAGCCUCUGAAUCUCCGCGUUGCUCCGUUGGUAAGGCGACAAGCCUAAAGUGAAAAUCAACAAUGUCCAAAACAUGGCACUUUAAAGACAGGAACAACAUCCAAUUGCUACAGAACACUAAACGCCAAGAAGAUACACAUCGCCUGCAACGAGAACUGCCCACAUGGCAAGUUAACACAGCACCAGUACACACUCCAGCACAAGGAGGCUUGGCCCACUCGGCGCCAACUGGUAAGCAAAUCCACACAAAGGAUAGAGGAGUCCACUUGACUCUAAAAACGAACACACUACUGUGUCGGCAGUGCCCUCUCGGCUUGCUUCAGCUGCACAACUCGUGCGUACUAGUACAGUUCCAAGUCCACUGACUUGCAAAGAGCAAAGGCCCACACCUAGGCCAAAAAGGCUCAGAUAGAACAAAAACAAAUAAUUAGGAUGAACAACUCGUUCAAGGUACUCAUCUAAUACCGAAAAAACGUUCUACAGCAAAACUAAGGAAACACAAUUCUCAAAGCAAAUACCCUACACGAGGGAAUACCAUGCCCGAAAAGAUCAUGACUGCGGAACCAGGGAGAAAAGUAGAUUCAUGUAAAGGAAUCUCCCGCCAGUCAAGAACAAAAGGGUGGAAAACCCCGGGGCUUCGAGACACCAACGGCCACCAAUGAGCAGAUUGCCAAAAGGGGAUAAUGAGAGUGCCCUGCUCUCUACCCAGUUUCAUGUGAUUGAGAACCCUGGGAAUAAGGAACACUGGGGGGACCAACCAAUUGUUUUCCCCUCCCCAGCUGACGGUAAAAGCAUCAACAGUUUCGGUCCCAGGACACCACCAUCGAGAACAAAACCUGAGCAACUGGAAAGAAUUAUGACUCGCAAAACGAUCUACAGUGUGGGGUCCCCACAGAAUAUCCAACUGGCGAAAAUGGACAGGGUUGAGCAUCCAAUCAUCGGUGUCGACAACUUUCGACCAAUAAUCAGCUUUGAAAUUAAAGUGGCGAGGUAUCCACUCCGCAGAAAAGCGAAUACCGGCUUCAUGGCACAAAUUGUAAAUGGCAAACCUUCUUUUUGCAAAUGAGGCUUACUACUGCCGACGGACAAAAUACUGCAGACGCUCUGAUUGUCAGAUCUAUGCUUGCACUCCUUACCCGCCAAAAGACCGGAAAACGACUGAAGAACAAAUCUAAUUGCACGAAUCUCGCGGAAAGAAGAGCUGCAUAGGGCCUCGGAACCCAACCAGUUCCCUCUAGCGAUGUGCGUACCAAAUUGAACAAUAAAUCCCGCCCAACCCACAUUGCUGGCAUCCGAAUAAGACAAAAGCUCUAUCUUCGGGAGGGCCUCCAGAUUGGUUUGCCGCACAAACGAAAGAAAUUAUCUCUCCAAAAAUUAAGCUCCUCUACAGCUUCACGCGUUAAAGCAACCUUGCAGCUAAGGCUAUGAACGCUAUUAAGGACUGCGUACAAGGCUCGGGUGCGUAAACGCACAAUUGGACCUAAAGCGAGCUCCAUGGAAAUAAGGGUACCCGUGUCUGAGACACAUCCCUAGCCGUGGGUGAAACAUCGUCAAGAAGCAGUGAAAUCAGAUUAAACAGGUGAUCAAUCUUGCCUGGUGGGAUACUAAAUUCUCCUUUGGUAAGGUCCAAAAUAAAGCCUAAGUGCUCCCCUUUUGGCGCGGCUCAAAAUUGCUCUUCUCCUCAUUCACUAGCAGGCCAAGGCGAUCAAGAUCGCCUCGCACAAGUUGCGCUUCCUGAGAACACGAAUCUUUACUUGAAUCGGUGCCGAUCCCGUCGUCCAAAUAGACAGAAAUCCUAAUGCCUUGUGACCGCCAGUGUGAAACAACUGGUCUUAACAAUUUGGUGAAAACGUAAGGAGACGUGCUUAAACCAAAAGGAAGCGAACAAAACAAAAAAUAGCGUGGCUUACCAUCGAAAGUAAACGAAAAAAGCCAAAUACUUCCAAUGCUCUUGAAAAAUGUCAACAUGAUGGUAGCCAUUACGAAGAUCGAAAGUAAAAACCAAUCACCUGGCUGAAGAAUUUCCGCCACAACUCGAAGGUCUUCGAACUUAAACUUACGCUUGGCUAGGUGCUUGUUAAGAAAGCGAAGGUCGAGAAUCAAUCGAAGUUUGCCAUUCUUUUUAGGAACUACACCUAAGGGACUGCAAACAUGAACUUGGUCACGCUUGACUUCCACCGCGCUACCCGCCAACAACAAUUGCUCGAUAGCUUCACAAACAAAAGCUCUAUUAUCAACAGCGCUUUUAUGAUUACUAAAGAAAUACUUCAAUGGAAUUGAAACAAAUGGUAACUUAUAACCGCUUUCAAUAACACUAAGAACAAAAGAAGAGGCCCCAAUAGAACGCCAAACAUGCAAAAACUUGCGCAAGCGGCCUCGAAUCCAAAAUACUGAGGAAACGCCCGUGUCAAGUUCAGCCUUGCCGCGAUCCGAAAAUUCGUCAAAAUCAGAGUCAGCUAGUCACUUAGCGGAAGAGGAAACUUUACAAUCCUUGAUAAAAUGGCCCGCUCUGCCACAACCAAAGCAGCGAUAAACAGAAGCUUUUUUCUCCGGUACAGGAUUAACCAAAAGCUGACCAUCUGGGCGGAAAUCCACGAUUCUAUGUGAUGGGCCAAAACUAGCACUGGGGCCGUUUUUGGAAGAUGUAGACUGAGACUUAAAACGAGUUCCCAUUUUACUUCUCAGACUAUUUUUUCGAUUUCGUUUCUCCCGAGACCUCUCUGCUUCCUUGCGCGCGACACGAAGUUUCUUUUCUUCUUCGUCAUUUUUAGUGAGUGGGUCCGCCUCAAAAUAUUCUACCACGUCCCAGCCAUCCCGGUCAGCAAUAGAAAUAAGCUUAUUUCUGUUAUCAAGGAGUGACAUACCUUCGUUGGCAAUCUUAGUGAUGGCGUCAUCCGCCCCAGCCCUCUCUAAAAUCUGGUUGAACUUAUCCUUGACGUCAGUGUUGAACUUGAACUGUUUCUUGUUACUCUUAUAUUUGAACUCGGGCUCCUCCUCCCAGACUUGCGUUUUAAUGAGUCGAGCUGUUCUUUGACAACCUUGACCUCUUGCGUUUUUCGUCUCCAAGGCCUUUAAGAUUUCCUUCGCCCACGUUGGGGGCUCAGGGCUCUGCGAAGCCGGCGACUUCUACGGUCUUGACGCUCGCGGACACUCCUUGGCGGCGAAGCACUCGACCAGAACCGCUUGAAGCUGCAACAUGAGGCGAGAACUACGACGGCCUGAACCCGAUGUUCUCUUGACCUGGACGGCCGGACAACAGGGUCUUCAAUGUCGCGUUGACUCUCGAAACAUGAGAACGAACUGAAGCAGGGCGACCCACGGCCCCCCGCGCCAUAUGGACGAGAUAGGAAGAAACGAGCUAAGAAUUUAACUGUCCGCUUGUAAAAAUCCACAAUGAAACUUGUUUACUGUUCAGCGAAUAUAUACUUGCUAGUUUACAUAUCACACCUUCUUCCCAUAAUCUCACGCCGGCACUUAAAACACACUGCCGACAAAUGCACUUGUGCUUGGGAAUUCAAGAAACCAUUUAUCUUUUGUUUCAUUACGCUUCGCUACAUUCAGGCAAAGAUAAAUGAACAAUUAUUGUAAUUUUUAGCUUAUUUAGUUUGGUGAAGGGCCAUUAUUUUGUUAGCUUUUGCUGUUGUGUGUUUACCCUCUUUUAAAUGAAGUUGAUUGAUUGAUUGAUUGAUUAAUCGAUUGUAACCCCCCUGUAAUCCCCUGUAACCCUCUGUAACACCCUGUAACCCCUUGUAUCCCCCUGUAAACCCCUGUAACCAGGGCCCGGUUGUUCAAUAUCCUGAUUAGCACUAAUUUACAAUUAUUAAAUAUACUACUGGCAAUUAAAAUUUAAUCUGCGCUUAGGUUGCAUUGCUCAAAGCGUGAUUAGCGCUAAUGUAACUCUAUCCGGUGGGUUAAAUUCAAUACAUAUUCUGAGGAAGAUUAAUUCCCUAAUCAGCUGAUUAAAUUUGAAACAAACUGGCCUGCUUAUUGUUUCAUUUCCUUCAUGUGAGACAAAGAGGCCCAUGAAUUUAUCAAUACAAUCAUAGUAUACCUGCUUAUUGCGACCAAGAGCUUCAGGUUUUCUAUGGAUUCAGCAGAGCGUUGAUUUAGUACAUAACACCCAUCUCCACCCAUGUAGCAUUCUUCUUCGCAUAUGUAAUGCUGCCAGAAAAUUUAGAUCUUAUUAGGUCCAAAUUUUCCUCAACUUUUUCCGUCAAGAUGGUUAUAUCUAAGUCUGACCCAUUAUUUUUCCAUGGCUCCCUCUGCUUUCCUUUUUCUGUGGAUGCCACAUUGGAAACCUCAAGACCAAGAUGCAUUAUGGGAUACCAGUCAUCGAUUAGGGAGACAGUAGAAGUGGUUUUACGCCGACUACUAACCGUUAUUCAGCAAUUACCUAAUUGGUCCUCUAAUUAAAUCACUACCCUUUCUUACACCUGAAGCCUGAAAAAGGAAGGUACCCCUUUUGAGAGGAUCCUCCCCAAAUAGGCCAUUAUAGGGAGUACUCCCCUCCUGGGCGUUACUCUAAUAUGGGUACAAUAAAACUGGAUACACCAGUUUUGUUACCUGAAGAAUAAUAAUUGUGUAUAGUCAUGUUAUUUAAUGUAGUUUUUUUCAGUGUGUAGAGUUUAGAUGUUUAAUGGCUGAUUUUCCUUAUGUAGCAAUUAAAAUCCCAUAAGAGAGUCAAGCAGAUGGUGAAAGCAGAUACAAGCUAUGACAAGCGGGUCUUUGUUAUCAUUGGUGGUGGUGAGUUCUUAAUCUCCCUUGUUAAAUAGCAUUUACCUGGGGGAAAACCACUUAAAAGUGGUGGGAGUGCUUGUUUUACCUUGUGGGGAAAAAUUUGUGGUAUUCGCCACUUGCACAUCUCCCAUAAUGCACCUUUUUUGCCCUCCAAAAUUUUCCAGAACCUUUUUUUUCCAUUCCUCCUGGGUAUUACAGCCGUCCAAAGAGAAAUUUAAAAACAAUGCUACCCUAAAUUUGGGGGCAAAUAAGGUAUGGGAAAUGUGCAAGUGGUGAAUGACAUCAUGUGAGGUAUUUACUGUUAUUAUAGAGCUGUCAUCAUGAUGGUACCUUAAGGAUAUUGAACUUUAAAAUGACAGCUCUAUUUGUUGGCUAUAAGAUUUUUGGCAUCUUAAAAGAUUUGGGCUAUGCCCAUAUAGUGUGAUUCUGGUACCUUACAGGGUAUUUUUUGACUGUUACCCCUAUCAUUUUUAUAGGGAAACACCACCGUGUGGGUUUCAAUCCCCCCAUCUAGGCUUGAGACAACUAUGGGUGUUGAUUGUCAAUCUUCUCUCCCUCUGACUCUGCCCCCCCCCAUACAGACACACUUUGGUAGGCUGAGAAAUUCUAAGUUAGCUUCAUACGUUGACAAUUUCACUGUGAACCAAAGUCUGCAAUAACAUGUGCUGAUACAUGUAGGGUUUUGUAAUUGUUACCUUCUUGUACAAGCUAAGAUGCACCAUUCCACAUUGAAACCUCUUCAGCCAUACUUAUUCUUGUUGUUUGGUUAAGUUUUUUUCAUUUUUUAUUUAAUUUUUUUUUCUCACUGUUUUUCUUUUAAUUAAUUAAUUUAGACCUAACUGGGCUAAAAUACCACCCUCCAUCUUGGAUAUUUCUUAAAAUUACUACUGUUACAUGUAUAAUUGUUUCCAUGUCAUUGUUGCUGUCAUUGUACAAAAACUUUCAUUACUAUUUUUUAACUCAUCAUAGGUGGUUCAGCCAUGAAAGGAGCAGAAACACUCAGAGAGGAAGGAUUUAAAGGUAGCAAAUAAACUUUAUAUGGGAUGGAGCCAAUCAAAAUAGUUUUAACCUGUAAUACACACAUUUCCUUAAAGAAUUAGUCAAGAGAUUUGUGUUUAAAUAUAAGGCUGUAACAAUCCAUUGAACUAUCAAUGUGAAAUUAAUGCUGCAAUAAGCAAUAGGCCGAUUGAAACAUUGAUAACAAUCGUGAUAGUGUAGCGAACUAUUGAUAGUUUAUAUAGUUUCUAUACUUCUAACAUUUUGACCUCUUUGGAAAAAUAAUCUACCAUCCUAUUGCACCUAGACAUAGAAUGUUAAUGUCUGAUUCUUGAACCGCAUAUGUACCUGUAUUGUAUGACCAGCACUUCUUAGUUAUUUCUUAAAGUAAAGUAAGGUAAAAACAGAUAUUCUUGAAGACUAUCGCAAUACUUUAGCAAUAGUACCUCCCUUAUCGCAGUACUAUCGGAAUAGCCAUGUGGCUUAUUGCAAUACAUAUAAUUUCAAUAGUUCAAAUUUCCCCAAUGGCCACCGCUGUUUAAAGAUCAAAAUGCUCAUUUUCCUUUAAAGGGUUAACAUCUAUUUUUGUAGACACCAAUGUAAAGUUUGCAGUCUUAAAAUAAUUAUUGUACUUUCAGGCCGUGUUAUCAUGGUUACAAAGGAAUGUCACUUGCCUUAUGAUCGACCCAUUCUAAGUAAGGUUAGUGUACAGCUAACCAUUUUAUUAUGCAAAAAUUUUUUAGAAGGCCUUCUAAAUAUGAGAGCAGCAAAAUCAAGGGAAAUUAUGAAGGAUUUUAUGGAGGUCGCUUUAUUUGGCUAAAACAUCAUGGUUGAUAAACUAGCAGUAACCGGUGGUUAGGAAGUGCUGGAGAACAUGUGGGUUUACAUUAGAGACGUGAUUGAUGAGAAAUGUUCUGAUGAUAAUAUUAUUGACGGGUUUCCAAGAAAAGGGGUGCUUGUGUUUUCCUGGUAAACAGUCAAAGCGCCCAUUUUCUAGGAAAAUGUCAGCAGCAGAUCAUCAGCAUGGAAACUGAAUUGAACAACAUAGUAAACAAUGCUCAUAUAUAAUUCAGCGAUUAUAUUCACAGUUACUUAGGUACAAUUAGCCUGCGAAUGGUGAGGAGUGAUGAGAGAAGGCUGUAUUGGCAGGCAAAGAUACAAUGAAACAGUAAUGCUUGACACAAAUAAUUAUGACUGCACAAAGUCUUAUUAUUCAAUCGAAUAUUCAAUCCAUGUUCAAUGACCAAAGGCCAUUGAUCUCCAAUAGUAAAUACUGAAAAAGCUUUAGUUUACCACCGGAGUUUAAAGCCUAUUGAAGCUUUCGAGGUGACAAGCGACGUAACGUGCUUGGAAACAUGUAAAAACUUUAAAAAACCAUGCACUGAAGUGAAACCUGAAAAAACUUAAUUUACAUGGAUUUCUAAACUUUGCUAAUACUCGCAACUUACUGAAAACAAUAAAAUCAGAAAAUAAAAUAAUGUAAACCUUCAGCAAAAUUUAUAGUUUAAACUUUCCAGUGCUUGGAAAUUUUAAUACAAAAGAAGUAAAAAACCUAUCAUUGUAUUUGUUUAGCCAUGAUAUUGACGGGCAAUCAAAUGGUAUACUUCAGUUAACGUUUCUCUUUGUAGAAAUUAUCUGCCAGUGCUGAUUCAAUAAAGCUGCGAUCAGAUGAAUAUCUCAAGGAAUAUGGCAUUGAAUUCCUCUAUAAUGUUGAGGUAAGGACUUGGGUGUCAGUGUACCAUGCACUUUACAGUGAAGUUGUGAUAGCCUUGACUCUUCAGUUUCAAUUUAUAAAUGCCAUUUAAAACUAACUGAAAUAUUGUUGCUGCUUUCUUUAUUUAGGCCACCGCUCUAGAUUCUAACAAAAAGACUGUCUCGUUAAGCAAUGGGACAGAGUUAAACUAUGACAAUGUUUUGAUUGCCACUGGUGGCAAGUAAGUACUAUGAGAUAUUUUUAUAUGUAUUUUAUGUUGUUUUUGUUGUUUAGUCUGCCUCAAUGCUGAUGCCUUAGCUUUAUGUUUUGUCUUGCCAAGUUUAGUUCAGUUGAUUGUCACUCUGUUGUAUGUGUUACAGUAGGUCAAAUUUGAUUUCAGGUUAAUUUUGAUUUAGCCUACAAUCAUGGACAAAAGUCUUGGGACACUUCUGCAUUUCUGGGGCAUUUUCCAAUUCACACAGGUCCAACCCCUCCCCUCUCCCCACAAAAAAUGUUGGACGAGUGUAUCCAGAAUUUUUUCCCAAGUUUCAACUUUGUAUAGGGUGGGGGGAGAGAGAACUGCAAGAAAAUUUCGAAAAAGAUGCACUGUUUUAUGAGGGAACCAAGAAAUGACAGAAAAAUAUGAAUAUUGCAGUACUGUCCCAAGGACUUUUGUCCAUGAUUGUAGGUUGACUCUCAAUUUCCAAUGUCUCCUAGCCAUAGAAGACAAAGGAAAUUGAGAAUCAACCCAGGUUAAAAAAAUUUUGACCUGAAAUCAAAUUCAACCGGUAACAUGCAUCCAUAUCAUUUUGUGAUGAAGUCUUCUCUUUCAUUAACAGGCCAAGAAGUUUGAAUUGCCCUGGAGUUGAUCUAGAGAAUGUUAUGCUGUUAAGAAGUCCUGAAGAUGCAAAUAAGAUCGGUUUGUUUUUAACUUUACAUCAACAAUUUGAUUUUCAUUUUACAUAUUUUGCUACCUAUAGUCACAGGAAGCUAAUCAAUAGAUGGUGAGGAAAAUCAAACAAAUGGAAAGAAAGACUUAAGCUAAAUUAUUUAAAAAGCCAAAAUAAUAUAUUACAAUAUAUUACUCACAGUAUUAUUAUUUUAAUAUAACUAUUGUAUGUCUUUCCACAGUCGAGUUGGUUCCUGGAAAGAAUGUAGUCAUCAUAGGAACAUCAUUUAUCGGUAUGAAUAAUCUAACACUAAACAGCAUGUUAUGGUCGAUCCCAUUUAAUUCUUGAGUCUGUGUGAAAUCCAAUGGCAUUACCAUUCAAAUAAAACCUCUUUAGCAGAAUUUUCCCUUGGUCCUUUGUUUAUCAGCAAUUUGCAAUAGAAAAUAUGACACUUUUUUUAAAAUUUUGAUUCUGAACUCUUUACCGUAGGUAUGGAGCUGGCAUCAAAUUUUGCUGACAAGGCAGCCUCAGUGACUUGUGUUGGUAGAAGCAAUAUUCCUUUUGCUAAUAUUUUUGGAGAGAAAAUUGGUUCUAUGCUGAAAAAGGUAUUGCAAGUUGUCUUCCUGUAGUAGUAGUUAGAAAUAAGAACAAACUCUACGACACUUACAGACAGAAGAAACCCUGCAUAUGGUUUAUGAUUACAAUAUUUGUCUUUUGAAAACUAUUUUGAAAAAAAAAUACCAAUAUCUUGAGACAGAGAGGUAAAAAUGCUUAGGUGUUAGGUGAAAAAUUGUCUGGAAUCCACACAGACAAGCAAGGUUUCACUGCUAGUGACCAGACGACGAUCGAAUAGUAUCCCAUGAUGCACCUCGAUUCAUGUUAUAUUAUCACUGCGUGGGUGACACAUUAUGAUCAGUAACCUUCAGCACGCGCGAAGUGAACAUCGAUCACAGUGCUCGAUGUGGAUGGUUUCCAAACAUGUUUCGGUUCAGCAGCUUCUGCUUUUGAGAUUAUCGAGUUGGGUAAUAUUCACUGUGCUUUAAAGGAGAAUUUCAGCGUUGCUUUGACUGAGAAGGGUUUUACAUGAAUUUCACUGAUCUGUCGAGAACUACUUGUGCCGCGUUCGUUCGCACUGUAAACACAAAUUAUAAGACUCGCAAUUGAUAAGCUUCGCUAGGUUCACUAGGAGAACCCAGGCCAGAGGAGAACCAAAACUAUGACUGAUCUAUAAAGUGGUUCCAACAAAACAUCCGCUACGCUGUGAAGCUAAUUACCAAAGGAUAAUUUAUUACAGCAUCGCACUCAAAGGAGCUGAAGUUUACAAUGGCAGUUACAAAUAAAAUUUAACCUAUCGAUGCGACAAACAAUUCUCUGAAGCACAGUCUACCCGGUACUGACUCAAGCAAUCUUCAAGGAAAUUUCCUGGCCAGAAUACUGAUCUGUUCUUUUGAAUAAAUAAAGUUUCUGCAUAAUGUUUCUUUUUCAAAUUCUGAGCAGGCUUCAGUUUACGUUGUGCCGGCUUGCAUGCUGCGUGGUUCCUUUCUUUGGGUUCUUUUCACACUGAAACACACCGUUAUACACCGCUCCUUCUUCGAAUUAAAAUAAUUAUAGUCAAAUUCCUUUUAAAAAUAACCUCUUUGAAAAUACAAAGUGAUUGCUUCGGCAUAAAGCGCUCUCAAAAGCGCCCAACAGAUUGUAGCCUUCAUCAGGCGUUACACAUAUAUUAUGACACAUGGCGUUGAAAUGUGAUAAAAGAUUCGAAAUUUCAGCCAUCUUUGGUCGACAAAAAAGUCUUCAAAAUGUGGGUACUUCUGGGUACUUCUUGGCCUGUACAAUAUUCAGGACUUCGUUUUGCUGGCGUGAGGUCCACAUUUGUAAGAUUUCAACAUAUAUUCCAAAAACCUUGAAUAUUCAUGACCCGGUUGUGGGUCACUGAACACUUUGUGAUGGGAAGACUAAUUGAAACCGUGAAAAUAAAUGUUUCUAAGUGGAAACUUCGCUCUUAAGCCAUUGCAAAUCGGAGAAAUCAUGUCAAAUAACGAAAUAAUGUAAUUUUUUUACUUUUACUGGAAAUCGAGUGAGAAAAAAGCCGACGAGAAAACGACCUUAUUUCAAGAUGGAAUCUGCUAUGACUGCGAUAUUGCGUGAUGCUUCUGGAAAAAUGCAUCAUGGGAUACUAUUCGAUCCUCCUCUGGCUAGUGACGUAAGUCUUAAAAAAAUAGGAUGAAGUCAGUUAAUUUAUAUGAUUGAGUGAUUGAAGUUAUCCUGUAUGAUUUCCCUCGUUACAUUAGGAGGCUUCAAGAAAAACAUACUCUAGUAAAAUAGUUAUUGCCAACGAUAGAUUGAGGCACACAAAAAAAUUUCCAUUAUUGUGUUUUGGAGUGAAAUUUUAUGUUUGUUUUUAUUGCGUUUUCUUGUCUCCCAGGUUCAUGAAAACAAAGGUGUGAAAUUCAUCACUGAUGCAGCUGUAAAGGAAUUUAAAGGAGAAAAUGGAAAAGUAGGAAAUGUAGAAUAUUGAAUAGCAAAAUUAAUGUCGUCAUACAUUUCACCUGUUUUAUUCAGUUCUUCCUAGACCAAAAGCUGUCUCUAUUUUUUCUUAGUCCAUCAAGCGAAACGCACGAGACAGGAAAAAUAUGACCUUUUGGGGACUGAAGGCCCAUGCACUCCUUUCACUAAAUCUGAAGAAAAAAAGAGACUUCUCCCAUUCUAAGUUCUUCCUAACUUAAAAGUCGGAGUUAAGAAAACCCAUUUAUUUGGGUUCGAUUCAUGUUUCACUGUUUAAACGUUAAAAAAUCACAGAAGAAAAAUACAGUGAAGAACAAUAUAAUUAUUAAUAUUGUCAAAGAUGAAUGUUCUGGUGGACUAUCAAUCCUUUCAGUUUAGUUUUCCAAUAUUUUGACCAGGAACUUUGCUUGGAGGUAUCCAAACAUGUACUCAGUGUGGAAGCAAUGCAAGAAUACUGAUUAUACCCAAGCAAAAAAAUUAAAAUAAAAUCCUUUUCUUUGUAUGAGCAUUACAACGUGCCAUUGUCUUGUAUUCACCCCCUCUCAAUAAAUGCCCUUUCUUUCUCCCCUGUAGCAUCGAAGUAGGCAUGAUUGAGUUAGUUUGUGGUAAAACUCUGUUUUAUCAUUUAGUUAACAGCAGUUUGCUUCGACAAUGGCACAGAAAUUCCUGCAGAUAUUUGUAUUCAAGGUGUAGGUAGGUUGUACUUUAUUGACAUGGUUUAAUGCUGAUUUUGAUAUUAUAGUGAAAUGCAUUAAUGAAUUAUUGCACAUGAAAGAUGAAAGAGCAUGUGAUAUGUUAAAUGAUCACUCUAAGGCUUAGUCUGCUACACAGCCGUUUUUAGUGCAACGGGGAGGAGCAUUGCGUGACGACACUAAAAACGGCUGUGUAGCAGACUAUCUAAGGCUUGACUUGGAAUCAAACCUUGGCCUUUGUAAUGAUUGGACGCCACACACUACCCAACUGAGCCAGUCAAGCCAACAGGAUAGUAGGCCAUUAUUGUGAAUUUUUAAUAUUUCUGAUAGUUGAAAUAAAAAGAGAAGAAAUUUUGGAUUGAAUCAAUAAAGUGCAAAUGGAAAAGUUAUCUUGUAGUCAGUUGAUUUACCCAUUGAUCCUUCCAAAAUAAACGGGAAGGCUUUUUUUAAGUGGAGUCAAGUAGUCUAAACAGGCCUACGUGUUUAGAAAGUGAAAAGGACGCGCACCUUAGUAGUAAGAAUUGAUUUUUUGCUCGCUCACGUCUUUCGCUCACUCUGCCAUCUCUGAGAAAAUCAGUUAUUUCUGAUAUUGCGAAUUAAAGGCAAAUGGGCUAGGCAAUGAAAAGAACUUACUUGAUUCUCUGUUGUGUGUAGUGUAAGUGGUUGCCUUUGUCUUCUCUAGGUGUUAUCCCUUCUACGGAUUUCUUGAAGUCUAGUGGAGUACCAUUGUCCAGUCGUGGGGAUGUAGUUGUUGACAAAGUAAGUGAUGCAAUUUAGGCAAAUCAGCCAUGAGUAACAAGCCACUAACUUAACAAGUGCAGUAUAAAAAUAUCCGCAUAGAACGGAGAAGAAGCUUUCCAAGGAAACACUCAACAAAUUUUGAUAUGGGGAGGUUUUGCCCUGUGGCCCAACCUCUUACCCUUUCAAAUACUAGUUUUUACAGACAAGCUACCCAUUUCGUAUACCUUUCAUUGGUAAAUGGUACCUCUUUCACUACCAAAUAUAGAACGCUGAAGAAUACCUGAAGCCUGAAAAGGUAUCCUUUUCGGGCGGAGCCUCCUCGUAUAGGCCAUUAAAGAGAGUAACCCUUCCCCGGGGCCUCCCGACUGAAGCUUGAUGAAUGUGAUCUGCACUGUCAGUGGGCCUCCCCUCUUCCCACAUACCCCUCCCCUUUCUUCUUCUUCUUUUUCUUCAUCUGUUGCAUUCCUCCCCCACCUCUUCUCGUCCCAUCCCAGCUUACCUCACUAAUAAACGUAGCUAAAGAAUUACAUCCUGCACAGAACCAACAGUUACUCGAAGACUAUUUUGGGAAUUUGAGGCCCAUUUCCCCACAAGCAGAAAACUAAUUUAAUGUUGUUUUUACGAAGCUCCAAAGAUAUCGAAGAAUAGGUCAGUUAGGUAGCUGUUCGUCAUAGUCGGAAGUGACGGCUGCUUCUGGUGGGAGGUGGUUGGGGCGAGGAGAGGAAGUAAUGCUUUUCGCUUCCGGCUGCUUUGUUUAAAAACGUCUUGUAAUUUUUACAGUACCUGAAGUCAUGCGAGGGUGUGUUUGCUGCUGGAGAUAUUGCACACUUUCCUCUAAAGAUGUUGAACGGAGAGGCGGUUUCUAUCGGUCACUGGCAGAUCUCUCACAAGCAUGGUGUGUAUGGCUUUUUUAUUCGCCACUUUGCCACAGAAACGAGAAGGAAACUGGACCGAGUUAACUUUCGCAAAGACUUCUGGGACUGUUACUAGGGGAAGGGGAAAAAUUGGCCAAUAGCAGAACGACGCGUCACUAGUAAGGAUCCCAAGAAACAAUUGCAGGACGCUUUUUGGCUUCAGUUCCCUUUUCGUUGCUAGAGUAGCUAAUUCUUCAGCUGUUGAUUGCUCAAAACGCACUUCCUGCUUUGUAGACUGCGAGCAGUCCCUCAGGAUGGUUACGCGAGCGAGGAAAUCGAGCGAAGCGAGCGAAAGCCGAGGGGAAGCUGGGGAGGAGGCGCCUCUCUCCAGUUUCCCUCUUGGCCAAUUCGCUCUCUCCAGUCCUGCCGAGCUUAGACUCGACUGACUGAAGAGGGACUGCUCGCAGUCUACCUGCUUUGUUCACUUCUGUCGGGAACUUUCAUGUCAUGCACUGCAUUGUGUUUUCAUUCAGGUCUCACAGCUGCGCGUAACAUGCUUGGACGAAAAGAAGAGAUCAACACUAUUCCUUUCUUUUGGACUUCGCAAUACGGCAAGAGUAUCCGAUAUUGUGGUAAGUUAAACUCAUUGUUAACUCAUCUGCAACAUCGAUUUGUUAUUAUUUUAGAUCUGAAACUGGUGUAAGUAUUGGUUCUUUAACUUAAUUCAUAUUUCUUUAAAAUACCACAAAGGCAAGGCCUCAGGAGCUGUAAUAACAUUUUUUAGUCCCUGUGCAUACCUCUGUUUUAAUCUUUACCAAGGGAUGUAUGUACUUAGAUGAGCCCAGGAUCGGAAGAAGGGAAUGAAAGAAAGACUACUUUAAGCAAAUUCAAUUUUUCUUUGCCUGGCUUUAGUUCAACUCGACUCAAAGAACCUGGGAACGAGGUUGCAAGAAAAUAAUGAUUUCAUCACUCACCGCGCAUGUCUCGUCACUUCCGUCAACGCUUGUCUCUUGAAAGACCAGCUAGAGCGAGAAACAGAACAGUGGUGCAUAGCGAAAAAAAAAACUGCAAGGAAUUGUUUUCUUGACAAGACCCUCUUUUCAUAAUCAUCGUCUUUAUGGUCAUCAUCAUCAUCAUUACAUUCACUAUUACAGUCAGUAUCAUCAACAAAUCACCGUCCAUCAUCAAGAGAGUCAUCUUUUAUCAUUAAGUGCGAGAAAAAAGGUGUGAGAGAAAGUGGCGCGAGAUUUUUCAUCCAAUAGCGAAGUCGUGACUGGUUUUGGUAUACACUCUGAUGGUGGAGAAAAUUUAGAUUUUUUGACUGGUUUUAGUAUUUAUUCUGACUGGUGAAAAAAUCACAAAGUCAUUACCAGUUUCGGUUUGGGUGCUGAAAACUGAGUGAGAUUUUCAGCCAAUCAAAAGGGUAAGCAUAGGAAUCCUAAGUCGAGGACGGCCCUUGAAACGAGAUGCCAGCUUUUGAAUCUUCAUUGGCAAAUAACUUUACCAUGUUCAGUUGAUGAAAUCAUUUUGUUUUGUUUCAUUCCCCCUGCGAGGCAGCAGCAUAGUUUCUUGUAGACUAAAUACUUGACCAUAACAGUUAUGUAAUUACUUUCGAUACUCAACUGUAACGUGCUGUAUUCCCAAAACAACCACUUGAUUUGUUUUGCUGUGUUUUAGCCCUCACAACGUGGUGACAUUUAGCCACCAUUUCACAGUGUGCUCUCCUUCAGGCCUGCCUUUUAAUUCACUCUUUUUGAUUCUAGGUCAUGCAAAAUCUUUUGAUGAUGUUAUCAUCGAAGGAGAUGUAGAUGAACAGAAAUUCACAGCUUACUAUGUCAAGUGAGUCUACUAGGUUUCUUUGAUGCUGCUCAGUCCACGCGCCAGUCGUUAACGACUGGUUUUGAUUCGUUUCCUGUAACGCACUAUACACAUAAGACAGCCUAACAGAAAGCCUGUACACCAUAUCAGUAGCUGUAGGGCAAACUAGAACUAUACCUAAUAGGCGUGGUCUAUCAUAUUUCUUUAUCGUUCAGAAGUCACUUACAGGUAGUAGUAGCAGUAGUGGUAGUGGUAGUGGCAGUUGUCGUGUUCAUGGUUACUUUUACAAUCUGUACAAGACAUGACGCUGAUUUAGUGCUAAUAUUGGCUUACUAAAAUUUAGAGAGGGCUUUACAAUUCAUAUAGUAAUGGAGCUCACAAACGGACUGAUAUCCGCAGUCAGUGUGGCGCUAUUAUAUGCUUAAUGUUCAUCAUUACCUUACCUUACCUUACCUUACGUUACGUUACGUUACGUUACAUUACAUUACACCUCGAGCCCGAUUUUAGUAAAAUCCAACUAGUUGGUCAAAAAUAUCGAGACAAAACAACUUUAGCUAGCAAAACGCGAUUCAGCCGCCAUUGUUUUGGUUUUAAAAGCCGGCGCUUUUCGCUACUAGAGGGCUAUAACAUAUAGCCUAGUAGUAGCUCAACCAAUCAGAACGCAACAUUGGUAAUAGGCAACUAGUUGGAUUUUACUAAUACAUUACAUUACCUCCAUGCUUGAUAGUUUUGUCUCUUGUUUCUCCAGAGGUGACCGUGUUCUAGCUGUAGCUACCAUGGGGCCUGGGAACGCCUGUGCUAAAGCAGCUAAUCUGAUGUUUGAAGGAAAAAUGCCUUCUGGUUCUGAGAUAAAGUAA
This is a messenger RNA of Porites lobata, 22062 nucleotides long. The record is from the annotation of a GenBank genome assembly. NCBI's taxonomy places the organism in Eukaryota, Metazoa, Cnidaria, Anthozoa, Scleractinia, Poritidae.